AUGUCGGCCAAGUCGAGUCAACAACUUCCGCCAAAGGAGAUGGCUUUGUUUAGAAAGCUGGUGGUAAGUAAUAUAACCUUGCCUGGUAGUUGAUUUUUAGAUUAAAACAAAGGUAUUUUGAUCUAUUUUUUGUUUUUAAAUGUUUUUUUUAAUUUUGUUUUUUUGGAUAAUGUUUCAUUAUUUUUAGCGAUCGUAUGAGCAAAAACAAUAUAAACAAGCUCUGCGUUGUUCCAAGCAAAUUCUGGCCAAUCCUCAAUUUGCUGAUCAUGGCGGUAAGUAGAUUGUUGUUUUGUUUUCUGGUUUAGGAGGAUUAUUAUAUUGUUUAUGGAUUAAACUAACUGAGCAGAAGGACAUAAAGCACAUGAUCUUAACUUUGUCAGCAUAUGUCGUACAGUUGUAUAAAGAAAAACUCAAAAUUAUGAAAAACUGUUUCAGAGACGAUAUGCAUGAAAGGCCUGAUCUUAAAUUGCAUUGGAAAGCACGAAGAAGCCAUGGAGAUGGUGAAGAAAGGUUUGAAGGCUGACAUCAUGUCCUAUGUCUGCUGGCACGUCUAUGGCCAAGUUAAUCGAAGCGACAAGCAGUACGAAAUGGCCAUGAAGGCUUACAAGCGGGCUUUGACUUUGGACAAUCAGAAUCUGCAGAUUCUUAGAGAUUUGGGUUUGCUGCAGAUUCAGAUGCGCGAUUAUAUUGGCUACAGGGUAAGGUUGCGUAGUUGCUACACAUUUUUUGUUGAUAAGGUGUUUAGAAGAUGUUGUCUGUAACCGUAGUUUAUUUUCUGGAAACCCGUUGCUAUUUAUUAUCUUAUUUUUUGUUUUCAGGAUACUCGUUAUCAGUUAUUGGUUGUCAGACCUCAAAACAAGGCUAAUUUGGUUGGAUACGCUAAUUCUUGCCAGAUGGUCGGAGACUAUGACACUGCUAUGAAAGUGCUUGAAGAUGUUUUGAAAAAUGUCAAGGUAUUUUUUUUAUUAUAAGGGCAUGGAAAUUUUUACUUACUAUUUUAUUUUGUAAAAUUCUAUGGCUAAUAUAUUGCAGAAUAAUGAAGCAGAGAAAGGCGACCUUAUCUUAUACAAGGUCUCGUUAUUGGUCGAGUCGAAAAAGUAUUCUGAAGCUUUGGAGUUCUUGGAAGAAAAUGCUAUGACUAUUCCUGAUCGACUUACAUAUCUCGAAACUCGAGCUGAUCUCUUGUUUAAGGUCGGUCGAAUUUCUGACGCUAAAAAGGCCUACGAAUGGCUACUGAAGAGAAGUCCGGACAACGUGGACUAUAUGAAGAGAAUCGAAGAAACUAUUCGUCUUAGUAAGUGUUUAAUUUUUGGUUGAUUUUUCUUUUAGGUAACAAAUUUUUGAACACAAUUAUAUAGAGGAAUUCGAAUCUGCUUGUUACGGAGGAGUUUGUUGUACGGUAGUUCUACUGUAAUCUGUGUUAUACUUUAAUAGAUAUUUAGCUAACAAAAAAUUACUUUCAGAUAACCCUGAGACUUCGGAAGAUUCGAUUAAAGAGUUUUACGAAACUUUGAUCAAGGAAUACCCAAGAACCAGGAUUCUUCAGAUUCGACUAUUACUUCAUAUUCAGAAUCGCGAUGAAUUUAAGGACGAAUUUGUUAAGUUUUUGGUGGCUGGAUUGAGAUCCGGACUGCCAUCGUUGUUUACUUGUCUUUCACCGUUGUAUGAGGACCCUACAAAGGUAUGUACUUGUUUUUUAAAUAUUAAUGUUGAGAAUGCUACCUUUCAAUACUAUUGUCGUUUUUGAUUUUUUAAAUUUAUAAUUAUUUUUUUAUCUUAGUGGUCUUCUUGUGUUAUUUGUUUUAUUUUACAUGUAAUAUUUCAGAUGGAGUUUGUAGAAACAUUCUUGGUCGAUUUUGUGAGAAAAUCGAAGGAAUUUGGCUACGAGAAGGCAUCUUUGGACGGUUCACCUCAUCCUGAAUUACCUAUAACGAUAGUUUGGGUAUGGUACUAUCUAGCUCAACAAGUAUCACUGCAAAAGCGCUAUCCAGAAGCUCUGGGUUACAUUGAAGAGGCCAUCAGUCAUACUCCAACGUUGGUCGAUCUUUAUGUUCUCCAGGCGAAAGUGCUCAAAAAGAAUGGCGAAGUUCAGGUAUAUUUUGUGUUUAAUUAUUUUCAGGGCGUUUUAUAAAGUUUAAAAGGAAAUAAGAGGUAUUAUUAUGAAUUUUUAUUUUGGUUUUUAGUUUUUUGAUUAAAAGUUUUUUUACAGCUCGCUUCUGAAGUAAUGGAAGAAGCGCAAAGUUUGGACACCGCUGACAGAUACCUGAACUACUUGUCGGCCAAGUAUCUUCUGAAAGCUGGAAAGAUGGCAGAAGCCGCGAAGAUGUGUGAAAAGUUCACGAGGGAAGGAAUGUCAGCUGAAGAUGCGCUGCAAGAAAUGCAGUGUUUGUGGUACCCAUGGGCUGCUGCUAAAGCCUACAAGGAACAGGGACAAUUGGGAGAAGCCCUGAAGAGAUGUCAUCAAAUUGAACGAGUAUGCUUCAACUUUAAGAUUUUAUAUGAAUUGUUUUUUUUUGAAAUUUAAAAGUGGGCUUUUGGUUAUUAAACUUCAUACCCGUAUUUUACUUUAAAAAAUAAUUUUCUUUUUUAAAAAGUUUAUUUUUUAGAUUGUCACGGCAUUCUACGAAGAACAAUACGACUUCCACACCUAUUGUAUCCGAAAAUGCUUCAUGACUCCGUACGUGUCUAUGUUACACUACCUAGACCAAAUUCACUCCAACCCCUUCUACAUUAAGGCCGCCAAGCUGGCAGCUGAAAUCUACAUGGACUUGACCGAACAUCCGAACGGAAUCCCAGAAAAGAAGGACACCGUAGAGUUGGAGAAUCCAAACCUAAGUCCUUCUGAAUUGAAGAAGCUGAAGAGAAAGUUGAACAAACAGAAGGCCCAAGAAGAAGAGAAGUUGGCCAAGGAACAGCAGAACCAUAAGGACAAGAACCAGAAGAGAAAGCCGUUGGACGGAGAGGCUGAUGUUGUGGAAGGCUCUCCAUUGGACCCCAAGAAGCUGACGGCUACGAAGACUCCGUUGGACGAUGCUGCCAAACUUAUUCAACCCGCUCUUCUGGUCGGUUCCAAGUCGGUCGCUUUCUACUUGACCGUCUUUAGGUUAUACCAAUUGAGGGACAAGGUAAAUUUUUUAAAAGUUUUUUAUAUUGCUCAAAGGAAGAUCUUAUUUUAUUUAUAUAUUUGUUAAUGUUAGACUUUUGAAAGUGGUUUUUUGAUGUUAUUUUUAAAAAAAUUUAUUUCAAUUGAUAAUUAUUGUUUUCAGCCGUUAAUAAUGGUAAAGGCCGUGAGUAAUGUGGCCAAGCUUGGCGAUAAACAAACAGCAGCUAGUUUGUCGCAAGAAUUGGAAGCUUAUUGUAAGUUGUUGUUAAUGCUUUUAAUACAAAACUUUUUUAUCUUUUUAUAGUUAUUUACAACUAUUUGUUAUCAAACUCCUUUUUAAGAUACAUUUGAACAGUGAUUUUUUGAAGUAAAAUUUACUUUUUUUUAAAUUACUUAAUGUUGAUUUUUUUAGUGAAAUCAAAGUCAGAGAACCUGGACGAGGUGACCAAAGAGACCAUUGGUAAAGUUCUACAAGAUAUAAGAGCGGGCAAGCUGGAAGAGGACAUGAGUAACCUCAAGUUGAAUGGAACCAAACAUUAG
Molecule: messenger RNA, 3643 nt
Organism: Bursaphelenchus okinawaensis
Lineage: Eukaryota; Metazoa; Nematoda; Chromadorea; Rhabditida; Aphelenchoididae
Source: the annotation of a GenBank genome assembly